This is a messenger RNA of Tupaia belangeri chinensis (Chinese tree shrew), 1554 nucleotides long. RefSeq names its product GTPase IMAP family member 5. Bases 440 to 1348 code for a protein of 302 amino acids. Gene Ontology annotation, molecular function: GTP binding. The record is from RefSeq and is a predicted model, not a curated record. Lineage: Eukaryota; Metazoa; Chordata; Mammalia; Scandentia; Tupaiidae. The transcript is spliced from 5 exons.
CUGAGUCUGGCAGUGGGGUGGGAGGGGGUGCUCAUGGCAAUCCCCUCUUUCUUCCCUUCCCUGCAGCAGAGGUGGGUGGGAGCCUAGAACAUUCUCAGCAGCCAGUGACUCCUCCUCCACCCAGUGGCUCAGCUUCCCCUGGCCCCGGGAGCUGCCGCCUCACCCUCCAGACCAACUGCUGCAGUCUCUAAGCCACAGAAGACCUUCGACCAGGACACGCAGACCCAGAGGACUCAGCUGGCAGUCACUCCUGCCCUUUGGUGCUUCCUGAGAACUUCUGGACUGAUGCCCUCAUCCCGUUUGACACGAGGAAACUUCCCGAGCUCCCCUCUUGUGUACCCACACCUCCCAGGUGUGCAGACGUUACCCGAGGGCAGCAGACUCCGUGCAGGACACGUGAGCAAUCGCCUUGUCAGCUAGAGCCGUGAGAGAGAAGAGCAUGGAAGGGUUUUGGAAGACCAGAUAUGAAGCAUUCACUGAAGGAGGGGUAGAAGAUAACUACUUUGCAACAUCGGCCUCAUUGAAGAUCCUCCUGGUGGGCAAAACAGGCUGUGGGAAAAGCGCCACUGGAAACAGCAUCCUGCAACGGCCAGUGUUCGAGUCCAAGCUGCGGGCCCAGGCAGUGACCAGAACGUGUCAGGCAGAGGCUGGCACGUGGAAUGGGAGGGAACUCCUGGUGGUUGAUACACCCCCCAUCUUUGAGUCCAGGGCCCAGACUGAAGACGUGUACAAAGACAUCGGGGACUGCUACCUGCUCUGCACCCCAGGGCCCCAUGUGCUGGUCCUGGUGACUCAGCUGGGUCGCUUCACAGCCCAGGACACGGAGGCAGUGAGGAGGGUGAAAGAGGUCUUUGGAGUGGGGGCCAUGAGACACAUGGUCAUCCUCUUCACCCAUAAGGAGGACCUAGAGGACGAGUCCUUGGGUGAUUAUGUGGCCAACACGGACAACCGCAGCCUGAGGGGCCUGGUCCAGGAGUGUGGGAGGAGGUUCUGUGCCUUCAACAACCGGGCCACGGGGCAGGAACUCAUGGCUGUGGUCGAGCAGCUGGAGAGGGAGCACCAGGGAGCCGUCUAUAGCAACAGCCUCUUCCUGGAUGCCCAGAUGCUCCAGCAGUGCGGGGACAGCACCUCCGGAGAGGGGUAUGCGCAGUACCUGGCAAAGGUGAGACAGCAGGUGGAAAAGCAGAGGCAAGAGCUGAAGGCGAGUGAGAGUGACUGGGUGCUCAGGACUGUCCGUACAGUUAGAAACUGGGCGCGUUCUAACAUCGCAAUAUCUGCCCUUCUUAUUAUAUGCGGUUUGGCUUUUCUUGCCAUUGUAAUUAAUUUCUGUAUUAUUCAGGGACACUGAGUGUUUUCAAGUGAUUGCUAUGAUCAACUCUUUUUCCCCACUGUCACUAUUUCUAUGUAUUAAUAUAUAUGACACUUCACUUGCUUUGUAGAUAAGUUCCCUCUCAGUUUCUUCUCUGAAUCAGACACACCAUUUUUCUUCAAGUGCUCUUAGGUAAAUAAAAUUCAAAAGAAAAAAAUGCUUCUCUUUCGUUGUGUUAAAAAAUU